GCCGUGGACACAAGCAGAAGCAGUCUGUGAGAGUGUGUGUGAGAGAGUGUGUGCACGAAGCUGGAGCGGAGAGAGAGGUUCUGCCGGAUCCCUUACUGAAACUCUACCUCUACCACAAACACACAAUACCACUCACCGGUCCUCCCCACCAGGGUCUGAGAGCGCAUCCCUGAGGAGUACACCUUUACCCCCACGACCGGUGAAACGCCCCCCACAUGGAGCCAUGUGAACCCCAGUCUCCUGCUUCGUUUGGGAUCUGAUUUCGGAUUGCCUCCUUGGGGAGAAGCUCCAGGCGCUGGAUCUUUUGAAGUAAGGAGGGACUCCGAAGAUCUCGGCUAUCCCAGAGGGAAGCACUUUGCUCUUGGCACUCUGGGCUGCAAGCCCCCCUGGGCUGGAGGCCAGCGCUCCAGCACCAUGGAUUACCUAGUUGGGAUUUUUCUGCUGUUGUGUGGGGUGGCGUUACCUGGAAGAGUUGCACCCCAGCACGCCAAAGAGAACGUGCCCAGACUCAAGCUCUCCUACAAGGAAAUGCUGGAAUCCAGUAAUCUUGUGACUUUCACUGGAUUGGCAAACAGUUCAGGUUACGACACGUUCCUGAUGGAUGAGGAGAGAGGGAGAUUGCUGGUUGGUGCGGAGGAUCACGUCUUCUCUUUUGACCUGGUCAACAUCAACAGAGAUGUCAAACAGAUCGCCUGGCCCGCCACACCUUCCAAACGCGAUGAAUGCAAGUGGGCUGGAAAAGACCUUGGGAAAGAAUGCUCAAACUUUGUGCGUGUGCUGCAGCCGUAUAACCAGACGCAUAUUUACAUAUGUGGCACCGGAGCUUUCCAUCCUAUCUGUUCUUACCUGGAGAUAGGCAAGCGAGCAGAGGACAACAUCUUCAGACUGGAUGCCAACUACUUUGAGAAUGGACGUGGGAAAAGUCCCUAUGAUCCAAAUAUGCAGUCCUCAUUCCUCCUGAUUGAUGGAGAACUGUAUUCUGGAACAUCAGCAGACUUCAUGGGACGAGACUUCGCCAUUUUCCGAACACUUGGGUCACAUCAUCCAAUCAGAACUGAGCAGCAUGAUUCUAGAUGGCUGAAUGACCCCAGGUUUCUAGGAAUACACCUGAUCCCGGAGAGCGAUAAUCCUGAAGAUGACAAGAUAUUCCUGUUCUUCAAAGAGAGCGCCAUGGAUGGUGAACAUACAGGCAAAGCUACUAUCUCCAGGAUAGGACAACUGUGUAAGAAUGACAUGGGUGGACAUAGGAGUCUCGUAAACAAAUGGACAACUUUCUUGAAAGCCAAGCUGACUUGCUCAGUUCCCGGCCUCAGUGGCAUAGACACACAUUUUGAUGAACUGCAGGAUGUGUUUCUGAUGAGUGCUAAAGACCCAAAGAACCCAGUGAUCUACGCUGUGUUUACUACAUCCAGUAAUAUCUUCCGUGGAUCGGCUAUAUGCAUGUAUAGUAUGGCAGACAUCCGAAGGGUAUUUCUAGGUCCAUAUGCCCACAGGGAUGGGCCAAACUACCAGUGGGUUCCCUUCCAGGGCAGAGUGCCAUACCCCCGUCCUGGCACAUGUCCCAGCAAAACGUUCGGAGGCUUUGAUUCCACCAAAGACCUUCCUGAUGAUGUUAUCACAUUUGCACGCCUGCACCCAGCCAUGUAUAACCCCGUGCAACCGAUGGGUGGGAAGCCCAUCGUGGUGCGCACGAACGUGGAGUACCAGUUCACUCAGCUGGUGGUGGAUCGUGUGGAAGCUGAAGAUGGCCAGUACGAUGUCAUGUUCAUCGGCACAGAUUUAGGAACUGUGCUGAAGGUGGUGACCAUUCCCAGGGAAAGCUGGCAUGAUCUGGAGGAAGUGGUGCUGGAAGAGAUGACGGUGUUCAGGGAGCCAACACCUAUUACUGCCAUGGAGCUCUCCACUAAACAACAACAGCUGUACCUCGGGUCAGAUUUAGGGAUUUCCCAGAUGCCCCUGCACCGCUGUGAGGUCUACGGGAAGGCCUGUGCCGAGUGCUGCCUGGCAAGAGAUCCAUAUUGUGCCUGGGACGGGAUAGAGUGCUCUCGAUAUUUUCCGACUGCUAAGAGGAGAACAAGACGUCAGGACAUCAGAAAUGGUGAUCCUCUUUCUCAGUGCUCUGAUCUGCACCACAAUGAUGAUCUGGAAGGAUACAGCAGUGUGGAGGAGAGAAGUGUGUAUGGUGUAGAGAACAGCAGCAUGUUUCUGGAAUGCAGCCCAAAGUCUCAGAGAGCUCUAAUCUACUGGCAGCUACAGAGACCCAAUGAUGAGCGUAAACACGAGAUUGUGAUUGAUGAAAGGCUAAGUCUUACGGGCCAGGGUUUGCUGAUCAGAAGUCUAACCCAGGCCGAUUCAGGAGUGUACCACUGCCAUGCCGUCGAGCAUGGCUUCAUUCAACCACUGCGGCGUAUUAAUCUCCAGGUCAUCCCAGCUCAGCGCGUGGGCGAGCUGCUGCUCCGGGCAAACGCCAACGAUAAAGAUCCGUCCCCCAAACACAAACUCUGGUAUCGGGAUUUCAUGAGCCUGCUGGAGCACCCAGAUCUCAACAGCGUGGACGAGUUCUGCGAGCGCGUUUGGAAGCGAGAGAAGAAGCCGAAGGGAAAGAAAACCCCCAAAGUCAACCCUGUAGCUGGUGUGGGUACAAAAACAGAAAAGACCCCUCAAACAACGGCUCAGACUUUGCAGAACCCAACGCAGAGAGCGCAAAACACACCCAAAGUGCCGAACAACCCAACUGUUCAGAUUCUCCCGAAGUCCACAGGUUUGCAAAGAAGUCAAAUCCCUGGAAGUACCAUGAACACAGAGAGCCAAAGCAUCAAACCGGACACUCAGAGCGCGCAGAAGGUCCAAAGUGCUCCCGAGAGCCAAAGAGCACAGCCGAACCAGGGAAAAAGAGGCACCCAGACCCCACAAAGAGGACCUCCUAACACAGCCAAGUGGAAACAGCUUCAGGAGAACAAGAGGGGGCGCAACCGCAGGACCCACGAACAGCAGAGACCACCACGCAGCGUGUGAGAUAUACUCACGAACACUCAAUAGACACUUGUAAACAUCUGCAUCAGUCACUCAUACAACAGACAAACGUGCAGUGCGGCCAUAAUCGAUAGCACAAAACUCAAAAACGGUGAACUCAACUAGAAAUCCUGCUCACGUCUCUUGUUCACCAGGGAAAGCACAUUGACUUUGUUGUUGUGAUGUGACAGCAAAGACCUUUUACACUACUAGUGUUACAGAUCCGACAUCAUACACGUGAUAUUUUCAUCAAAGGACGCAAAACGGUCGUUUGCCAAGAAACUUUUGCAAUACGAUGGGAUAGUGCCAAUGGAAAAAGAAGAUGAUUUCAAAGGAAACUCUUUUAUCGAUGCGACAAAAUAUGAAAAAAGACAUGGUGGAGUGAAGUGGGCACCUGGAAAACUGGAAGCCAGUUGCUUAGAUUUGUAAAGACUGUAAUAUAUGAGCAAGCAUUGUGCUGUACAUAGAACAACACUAAGUAAUUAUGGACACAAUUGGUGAAAGGUGAAAAUAAGGCAUGCCUUAGUAACAGCUUGUCUAACCUCUGAUCCUCAGAAGCGUUUUGAUGUUUGUGUUAAUUAUGUUUCAGAUAAUCAAGUGGGCCUGACUGACUAAAAAAAGUCAACAACUGUGGUGACCAUUUCUGCCAAAAUUUAGUUUUCAAAUACAACGUGCAUGAGUUGAAUGAAUAAGCUCUUCCAAGCCAGUUGCAUAGUCGAACUGUCUGCAGAUUACAGCCGUCUAGAUCAGUGCUUCCCAACCGGGGUGCCGUCUGUCGAGAG
Molecule: messenger RNA, 3794 nt
Organism: Sinocyclocheilus anshuiensis
Lineage: Eukaryota; Metazoa; Chordata; Actinopteri; Cypriniformes; Cyprinidae
Product: semaphorin-3aa
Exons: 17
Coding region: 415-3015 (866 amino acids)
Biological process (GO): semaphorin-plexin signaling pathway; negative chemotaxis; positive regulation of cell migration
Cellular component (GO): axon; glutamatergic synapse; plasma membrane
Molecular function (GO): semaphorin receptor binding; chemorepellent activity; neuropilin binding
Source: RefSeq, a predicted model, not a curated record